GAAGACUGAAAAAUUGAAUCGGAAUUAGUACGCAGGGAGAGUUGCCGCCUCUGCCCGGCGAGUUGGGCACCGCGUUUUCUGCCUCUCUAUUUCUCUUCUGUGGAUUCUUGAGUACUCCACUCUCACGCUCAGGGAAAGGAGAGGAAGAGACGACCAUCUGGGCGAAGAUGGACGCUUCGCUUGCACUGCCGCUAUGUGCCCUUCUUCUAUUGUCUUCCACACUCUCGUCUUCCAUCAUCGACCUUUCUCGUGCAGCAGCCUACGAAACGACCUUACUGAAAGGUGUUGAUCUAGGAAACCCAAGACGAAUCCAUUUUAGCUCUCAGUAUGGACAUUCACCUGGCCGAGAUCCAAAAGAAGCAUUGUUCUGUGAACGCAUUAAAAUUUCAGGUCAAUCGAGACUGGAACUUGGUAGCUAUUCUAGCUCUCUCAGGGUUACACUAGCACCGUUUCCUGUUAUCCCUGAAAGACUUCAUCGAAGGAUUCAUGUUUGUUUCCACCGGAAUGCUUCACUUGGACGGUGUGAUUGCGAGAAAGAAGAUUGGAAAACGUUUCAAAAUGCUCAAUGGAGUUCAGUCAUGUCUCCUUAUCAGGAGAGAUUUAUUGAUGUGAAGACCACUGGAGGAAUAUCUGGUGGUGGUAUCACUGUCCAGCUUAAAGAAGAAUCACAACGGUGGCGUCUCUUGUGUCUGGCAGUGGGAUUCAUAUUGCUAUUGCUUGCACCAAUUGUCAGCAGCUGGGUUCCUUUCUAUUAUAGCACCUCAAUGGCUAUUGGCAUUUUCCUUGUCAUCAUCAUUCUUCUAUUUCAGGGCAUGAAAUUACUGCCGACUGGAAGGAAAAACAUCAUGUAUCUCUCAAUAUAUGGAUCAGUGCUUGGGGUUGGCACCUUCAUUUUGCAUCACUUAUCAGAGCUCAUCAAAUCUAUUCUUCUUAAUUUUGGGCUUGAUGAGGAGAUGCACAAUCCGGUCUACAUAUUUGUAUUAGUAGGCAUUGUGCUUGCAGGAGCAGGAUUAGGGUAUUGGAUGGUUAGAAAGUUUGUUGUUGCAAAAGAUGGAAGUGUGGACCGUGGUGUAGCAGAGUUUGUUAAAUGGGCUAUUCGAGCGAUUGCAACCACUUUUAUCUUCCAGAGCACACCUGAUCCUCCAUUAGCUUUGCUUACCGUGGUCUUAUCGUACACCAUAUCCUUCCUUAUCAUGAAGUGGCUAAGGCAACCUAGGUAUGAGUCAGGGACGGCUGCAGGAAAGCAGGGCCGUGCUGAAUUCUACAGCAGAUCAGCUGCAUCAGCAGCUAAAAAGAGCCCUGAAGGGAGAAUGCCAGGUGCUUGGAUGAACUCCCCAGUCAAAGGUUUGGUGACAUCACCAUCUGCUGCUCGUGCGCAGCAUGGCAGCACUGUGAUGGACCAGGAUUAUUACUCGACCUUCCAUAAAACAGCAAAGAGGAAGAAGUUCACAAAGGAAGAAUGGGAUGAGUUCACACGGGAGUCAACGAAGGAAGCAAUGAGAGAAUGGGCAUCAUCUCCUGAAGUGGCCAAUUGGCUGAUCAACAAUGCUGACCGGAUUCAACUCCUUCCAAGCGAUUGCAGUUCGGGCGAAGAGGCAUCUGGCACUGACAGUGAGACUGACUCAAUUGAGGAGAAUGGAUCGAGUAACCAGGGUGGUAAAGGGCUUAGCUCUUUAUUCAGCUGGUGAGGAUAAUAGAGAAAGGAGACUGUGGAUCAUGGCGACGAUAUUUGAGGUUUUUUCUGUUGCAGAUUGUUGAUCUGAAAAGAAAUUCAAACACAGGUGAGUGGGUUGUUCAUGUUUUCGUCCGCCCUCUACACUUGAGAGUAAUCCUUUCUGAUGUUGGAUGAAGGUAACAGAGAAAGAAACAUGACUAUAGGAGAGGGCAUUGAGCUAAUUUCUUGUGGAGAAGCAUUAACUAGGAGUAGGUAGGUAUUGUUGGGGGAUCUGAGUAGGAAUAGAUUGGUUUAGGUAACAGCUUUUUCUUGUGCAUAGUAUGAUUUCUUUUGUACUUGAAUCAUGAUGGAGAAAACUCACUGUUUUCCCUAAGCAUGUAUGAAUUGUGAUAGAGCCAUACUAAAUAUUUUUUAUAAGUCUUCGAGUUGAGUGUGAUUGACAGUAUGAAAUUAAAUGCAUCGUUUCUG
Molecule: messenger RNA, 2143 nt
Organism: Linum trigynum
Lineage: Eukaryota; Viridiplantae; Streptophyta; Magnoliopsida; Malpighiales; Linaceae
Source: the annotation of a GenBank genome assembly